GAAACACGUCAUCUCGGUCUGUGAUAUUAUCAUCGGAAAAUCUCCGAUUCCCUGACAUUUCCCAACAGCAGCGCCUGCCACGGUUUCCAUUAAUCCAAUGUAAAUAAACCCCUUAAUUCCACACCCCCCCACGACAUGCCGGCCACGACGAGCAAAGUACGUCCAACAAGUUAAGCUGCUGUACCCUUUAUCACCAUUCUCAGAUAACCUCCCAUCACAGCUCAUACACUACUAUUCAUUUCCUUCCUUUCUUUCCAUUUUCGGGUUUUCCCUCCUUGCUCGGUUUUUCCUCUUUUUGGGUUUUUUGUUUUCCGGCGUUUCAGUGAGCUGAGCUGCUACCGAAAUGGCGGAGGAGGACUCGGCGAAGUGUAUUUACCUUCACGGGGAUCUAGAGUUGAAAAUCUUUGAAGCUAGAGCAUUACCCAACUUGGAUUUGGUGUUCGAUCAAGUCAACCGCUGUGUCGUCGCUUGUAAAGCUUUCGUCUCCCCCUCGGAACCGGGAUCUCGCCGUGGGAGUGAACGGAAAAUCAAACACCAUGGGAAGAGAAUCACUAGCGAUCCCUACGUUACUGUUUCGGUUCCCCAACCUACCGUGGCUGGAACACGUGUUAUCAAGAAUUCCAGGGUUACCGUGGCUCGAACACGUGUUAUCAAGAAUUCCAAAAACCCUGUCUGGGAAGAGACGUUUAAUAUCCCCCUCGCGCAUCAGGUAGUUGACCUUGAGUUCCGGGUUAAGGAUGAUGAUCUGUUCGGGGCCGAGCUAAUGGGGACUGUCAAGAUCCCGGCUAAGGAUAUCGCUACCGGGAAGCCAAUCAGCGGCUGGUUUUCGGUGAUUGGGCCCAAAGGGAAGCCGCCGAAGCCAGACACGGCUCUUCGGAUUGAGAUGCAAUUCACGCCCUGUGAUAAGAAUCCGCUAUACAGUCAAGGCAUUGCCAGCGAUCGGGAGCAGGCAGGUGUUAGGCACACCUACUUCCCAUUGAGGAAAGGGAGUGAGGUGACGCUGUACCAGGAUGCUCAUGUGCCGGAUGAAAUGUUGCCUGAAAUUAAAUUGGAUCACGGAAGGGUUUAUAAGCAGCACAAGUGUUGGGAAGAUAUUUGCUGUGCAAUAUCAGAGGCUCACCAUUUGAUAUACAUUGUAGGUUGGUCAGUGUUUAAUAAGAUUAAGCUUGUAAGGGAACGGACCCCGCCAUUGCCACGAGUUGGGAAGUUUACGCUUGGUGAAUUGCUCAAAUACAAAUCAGAAGAAGGAGUUCGAGUUUUGUUGUUGAUUUGGGAUGAUAAGACCUCCCAUGAUAAAUUGGGGAUCAAAACGGCAGGAAUGAUGAAGACACAUGAUGAGGAAACCAAGAAGUUUUUCAAACAUUCAUCUGUCUCUUGCGUCCUGGCUCCUCGUUAUGCAAGCAGUAAGGUUGGGUAUUUCAAACAAAAGAUCGUCGGAACCAUGUUCACACAUCAUCAGAAAUGUGUUCUCGUUGACACACAAGCAGCUGGUAAUAAUCGAAAGAUAACUGCAUUCUUGGGUGGCAUUGAUCUCUGUGAUGGUCGAUAUGAUACACCAGAGCAUCGAUUAUUUCGUGAUCUUGAUGGUGUCUUUAAGGAUGAUUUUCAUAAUCCUACGUUUUCUGUGAUUGUAGUUUUAAUCUUGGCAUUUGUUUGCUUUCCUCCCUAUCAGACUGGAAUCAAGGCUCCAAGACAACCAUGGCAUGAUUUGCACUGCAGGAUUGAUGGACCAGCUGCUUAUGAUGUUCUUAUAAACUUUGAGCAGCGUUGGAGGAAAGCAACCAAAUGGAAUGAGUUUAGUUUACUUUUUAAAGGAAAAUCCCAUUGGCAUGAUGAUGCUUUGAUUAGGAUAGAACGGAUCUCCUGGAUACUAAGUCCUUCCCUAGAUUUUUCGGGUGAUGGGACCACAAAAGAUUUUUCGGGUGAUGGGACCACAAAAGUUCCAAAAGAUGAAUCCAGCGUAAGGGUUUCUGCUGAAGAUAAUCAUGAAAACUGGCAUGUUCAGAUUUUCCGGUCCAUUGACUCAGGAUCAGUGAGAGGAUUUCCAAUAGACGUUGAUGAAGCUUGUGCCCAGAAUCUUAUCUGUGCGAAGAGUGUGGUAAUUGAUAAAAGCAUUCAAACAGCAUAUAUCCAGGCAAUCAGAUCUGCUCAACAUUACAUAUAUAUUGAAAAUCAGUAUUUUCUUGGAUCAUCAUAUGCAUGGCCAUCACAUAAAAAUGCAGGUGCUGAUAAUCUAAUCCCAAUGGAGUUGGCACUGAAGAUUGCUAGUAAAAUUAGAGCUAAUGAGAGGUUUGCAGUGUAUGUCAUUAUUCCAAUGUGGCCUGAAGGUGAUCCUAAAUCUGAUCCCAUGCAGGAAAUUCUCUUUUGGCAGUAUCAGACAAUGCAGAUGAUGUAUGAAGUUGUUGCAAAUGAAUUAAGAUCCAUGCAGCUUCCUGACUCCCAUCCUCAAGAUUACCUCAAUUUCUAUUGUCUCGGUAACAGGGAAAAAAUGCCUGAGGAAAAGCUGGCUGGCAAUGGUGAUAAGGUCUCUGAUUCACAAAAAUUUCAGAGAUUCAUGAUUUAUGUGCAUGCUAAGGGAAUGAUUGUAGAUGAUGAAUAUCUGAGAGCUGCUACUCAAAUGGCGGAAAAUUCAGGGAACUCUGUUUUCCUUCACGGUGAUCUAGAGUUGAGAAUUAUUGAAGCUAGAAAAUUACCAGACAUGCAUUUGGUAUUCAAUCAAGUUGUCCGCUGCGUUGUCGCUUGUAAAGCUGGCGUCUCCCCCUCGCACCAGGAGCCUCGCCGUCGGGGCAAACGGAAAAUCAAGAGCCAUUGGAAGAGAAUCACUAGCGAUUCCUACGUUGUCGUUUCGGUACCUCAGGCUAUUGUCGCUUGCACAGCUAUCAACAAGAAUACCAAAAACCCUCGCUGGAACGAGAAGUUCAAUAUUCCGCUCGCGCAUCCAGUAGUCUACUUCGACUUCCAGAUUAAGGAUGAUAGUCUGUUCGGGACCAAGCUUAUCGGGAUUGUCAAGAUCCCUGCUAAGGAUAUCGCCACCGGGGAGCCUAUCAGCGGCUGGUUUCCGGUGAUAGGCCCCAAAAGAAAGCCGCCGAAGCCAGAAUCGGCUCUUCAGAUUGAGAUGCGAUUCACCCCGUGUGAUAAGAAUCCACUUUACCGCCAAGGCGUCGCCAGCGAUCCGGAGCAGGCCGGCGUUAGGAACACCUACUUCCCAUUGAGAAAAGGGAGUGAGCUGAGGCUGUACCAGGAUGCUCAUGUGCCGGAUGGAAUGUUGCCUGCAAUUAAAUUGGAUCACGAAAGGGUUUAUAAGCAGCACAAGUGUUGGGAAGAUAUUUGCUGUGCAAUAUCAGAGGCUCAGCAUUUGAUAUACAUUGUAGGUUGGUCAGUGUUUUAUAAGAUUAAGCUUGUAAGGGAACGGAACCCGCCAUUGCCACGAGUUGGGAACUUUACGCUUGGUGAAUUGCUCAAAUACAAAUCAGAAGAAGGAGUUCGAGUUUUGUUGUUUCUUUGGGAUGAUAGGACUUCCCAUCAUAAAUUGGGGAUCAAAACUGCAGGAGUGAUGCACACGCAUGAUGAGGAAACCAAGAAGUUUUUCAAACAUUCAUCUGUCAUUUGUCUCCUGGCUCCUCGUUAUGCAGAUACUAAGCUUGGCUAUUUCAAACAACAGGUCAUUGGAACCAUGUUCACACAUCAUCAGAAAUGUGUUCUCGUUGAUACACAGGCAGCUGGUAAUAAUCGAAAGAUAACAGCAUUCUUAGGUGGUAUUGAUCUCUGUGAUGGUCAUUAUGACACACCAGAGCAUCGAUUAUUUCAUGAUCUUGACACUGUCUUCAAGGAUGAUUUUUAUAAUCGUACGUUUCCUGCUGGAAUCAAGGCUCCAAGACAAGCUUGGCAUGACUUGCACUGCAGGAUUGAUGGACCAGCUGCUUAUGAUGUUCUUCUAAACUUUGAGCAGCUUUGGAGGAAAUCAAUCAAAUGGAAAGAGUUUAGUUUACUUUUUAAAGGAAAACUCCAUUGGCAUGAUGAUGCUUUGAUUAGGAUAGAACGUAUGUCAUGGAUACUAAGUUCUUCCCUUACUGUUUUGGAUGAUGGGACCACAAUAGUUCCAAAAGAUGAUUCCAUAGUAAGGGUUUCUGCUGAAGAUAAUCCUGAAAACUGGCAUGUUCAGAUUUUCCGGUCCAUUGCCUCAGGAUCAGUGAGAGGAUUUCCAACAUAUGUUGAUGCAGCCCAUGCCCAGAAUCUUAUCUAUUCAAAAGGUCUGGUAAUUGAUAACAGCAUUCAAACAGCAUAUAUCCAGGCUAUCAGAUCUGCUCAACAUUACAUAUAUAUUGAAAAUCAGUAUUUUAUUGGAUCAUCAUAUGCAUGGCCAUCAUAUAAAAGUCCAAGAGCUGAUAAUAUAAUCCCAAAGGAGUUGGCACUGAAGAUUGCUAGUAAAAUUAGAGCAAACGAGAGGUUUGCAGUAUAUGUCAUCAUUCCAAUGUGGCCUGAGGGUGAUCCUAAAUCUGAAGUUAUGCAGGAAAUUCUCUAUUGGCAGUUCCAGACAAUGAAGAUGAUGUAUGAUGUUGUUGCACGAGAACUAAGAUCCAUGCAGCGUCUGGACUCUCUUCCUCAAGAUUACCUCAACUUCUAUUGUCUUGGUAACAGGGAAAGAAUACCUGAGGAAAAGCUGGCUGGUAAUGGUGAUAAGGUCUCUAAUUCACAAAAAUUUCAAAGAUUCAUGAUUUAUGUGCAUGCUAAGGGAAUGAUUGUAGAUGAUGAAUACGUGAUACUUGGAUCUGCUAAUAUCAACCAAAGAUCAAUGGCUGGUACAAGAGACACUGAGAUAGCAAUGGGUGCAUAUCAACCUCAUCACACAUGGGCUAGGAAGAAAAGACAACCAUGCGGCCAGGUAUAUGGAUAUAGAACAUCACUGUGGGCAGAGCAUCUCGGUACCAUUGAUAAGUGCUUCAAUGAGCCAGAAAGCCUGGAAUGCGUAAAGGCAGUAAACGCAAUUGCUGAAGAUAACUGGAAGAAAUACGUAACAGAUGAAUUUACAUCAUUGCAGGGUCACCUUCUCAAGUAUCCUAUUCACGUAGGUAAAGAUGGAAAAGUAGGUCCUGUUUCCGGAUACGAGAACUUCCCAGAUGUGGGUGGUAAAGUAAUCGGAGCACAAUCCCUUAGGCUUCCUGAUGUUCUAACCACGUAAUCUGUCUGGCUUCAUGCAAGACAGUGAUGCUGCAACAUUGCCAUUUCUCCCAGACUUUGUAGGCUCUUUAAUUAUUAUUGAUUAAUUCUUUGGCCAAACAAAAUUACUACUGAUUAAUUCAUUGGUCACGUGGGUUUUUUAUAAAUCUGUGAUUGCGUGUACUAGUGUAAUUAGAAAUGAAAUGUUGAAGAAAUUGAUAUGUAAACA
Rubroshorea leprosula is the source of this 5386-nucleotide messenger RNA. Lineage: Eukaryota; Viridiplantae; Streptophyta; Magnoliopsida; Malvales; Dipterocarpaceae. The record is from the annotation of a GenBank genome assembly.